AUGGACGCCAGAACUCAACCGGGAUAUGUUACUCAUUUGGAACAAGCAAAGGAUUGGACGUGCUCUCUAAAACCUCCGCAGCGUAUCCUGGACCUGAUAUUCCAGCUCAACACCAGCGCAACCUCAACGAAAGAACAGGUCAUACAACCACAUCCAAACAUCAUUUCCGUUGUUCAGCAUUUUUCUGAGAUAACGGUGUCGAGCUUCAAGGAUUCUCGGAUUCUUCGACUUCUGGCGAAGUACAAUAAGCUGAUUUUCUGCGCAAUUUGCCACGUCGCAUGCUGUGCGGGCGCCUCGAAACAGAAUGUGGAUAGCGCAAUGAAAAGACUUUCAAAUAGUCAUUCAUCCUAUCUUGACCAGUUACGUCAAGGGGCAGCAUGGCAACUCGAAGCCAUCAAUAAACUUCAUGAGAAUUCUGAAUGGGGUUUAAGGAGUAGCGACAUACUAUUCGAUUUUCCACCGGCUUUUGAGUCUAUGCGGCGCUGGGGAAAAUCACAGGAGUCAAUGAAGACUUUUGUCGAUACUUUGAAUGACAGAUCAUAUGUCGAGGGUAUGGAACAUAGUGCUGGGAUGGCUCUAUCUGUACCUUGCAUUCUGAAAUGUAUUUUUGGAAAAGUUUUGAGGUGGGCCCAACUCAUCAUCUGCGAGCACGCCAGCCAGUCCCGGGUCCCCAGCUUCUUCGGAUCGAACAGGCGGAAUGGACAGGACGUCUCCAAAUUCACCGGUCAAUCCGCCGUCAGCCGCCUCUCUACAUCGGCCAAACACUGCAAGCACGCCGUUCAGUGUCCGGUCCCUUACCCCUUCACAUCCAGAAUUGCAGCAGCCAGAUACGCUGAGCAAGCCAUUUCAGCCAAUCAACUCAUCGGGGGCCCGUCCUGA
Molecule: messenger RNA, 879 nt
Organism: Aspergillus costaricaensis CBS 115574
Lineage: Eukaryota; Fungi; Ascomycota; Eurotiomycetes; Eurotiales; Aspergillaceae
Exons: 4
Coding region: 1-879 (292 amino acids)
Source: RefSeq, a predicted model, not a curated record